UGUAACCAAGGAAGCGGUCGUUCGCCAUGGUUUGAAUGCCGCGGGAGACAUGGUGGUGGUCGCAGUCCGGUGGGCCGCCGCUGGGUUGAUGUUGUGGGUGGCGGCGACGAGCUCUGUAUCCGGCUACCCGGUCACAGGCUGCACCGACCUCCGAGUGAACAAACCUGUCGCCGAGAGUGGAGAGAAAUGCUUCUGCCUCGACUCUGCGCCCCCGGGCUGGGCAGACCUCUGGUCGACCUUUCAGGUAACUGCGCAGUCAAAUGAGGACGAUAACCUAAAGAUUCUGCUUCCUGUUGAAGAUGCCGAUUGCAGAUACCCGGAGACAUUUGCUGUCUUUGUACAGUGCAUUAGAUGGCAUUACUUGCCACCUCCCAGGCCAAACCACACAGUGUCCCGGAGUGUCGCCUUUAUCGAUGAGCCAGCCUGCUUCAAAGUCCUCCCUUUUAAACUACGAUCCAGCUACACUGUGCUCAUCCAUGGCAGAAAGCUUGACGUGAGUCACUUUGCGACAUUUGCAGCUGGAGUGUUCCUGUUGUUCCGCGCGGGGGACCUGUGCAGGAGUGCGGCGCUCUGUUAUCUUACUGGGAUCUGCUUGGGUGUUCUGUCGCCAGCCGCUUUCCUACUGCUUGUGUUCAGGAGCAGAAUACCGGCGAGAGGCCUUCUCGUCCUGCUGCUCUUCCUGAGUUCAUGUGCGUCGUAUCUGGUGGUCCAGCAGAUCGUCUCCCGGUGGGAUGCCAUUCAGACGACGUACCGGAAGUACAUGACUGUGUACCUGCUCUGUUCGGGUCUCCUCAGCCUCGCUGUUUGCUACGCCAGGGGGCCGAUCAGCAGCCCGCAGGUCCUGAACGGGCUGACGUGGGCUCUGCGGUCCGUAGCCGUUGCCUUGCUGUACUGUGGCUUCACCCAUCCCACCGCCGGCAAUGCCAUCGUCUUGAGCGCCCUCGUCAUCGCGGUCCUGCCGCUGGCUUGCAGGACUUUCAAGUCGGCGUUGACGCAACGGAAGCCAUCAAAAGCCCACUUCAGAUUCCUGAGCGAGGAGGAGUACAGGGAGCAGGGAGUGGCAGAGACCAGGGCGGCACUGCAGGGGCUCAGGGAGCACAGCCGCAGCCCCCCGUUUCCCAUGUGGGAGGUGGUGCACAGACUGCAGUCCCCCAAGAGGUUUGCAGCUUUCGUGCGGGGCGCCCCUCAUGUAACCCCAGAGGAGAGGCAGGCCUAUGACCAGCACUAUGGCGCAGGAGGGGCUUAUUAUGAGCCCCUGAUACCCCGGAGCGAAAACGGGAUGACCUCCGCGGCUCUGCAGGGCGGUCGAGGGGACGAGGAUGACGACGAUGACAUGGAGUACUCUGAACCUCAGGCUCUCAUGCCAGCCAAGGAGGAGGAGGAGGAGGAGGAGGACCUUUUUUAGUUCCGUUUUUAAUGGGGUCUCGUAUCCUCUGCAUUUCUUCGGAGUGGUCGAGGACGAGCUCGGGUGAAGUUUUUAAGGAUUUUAUAGUAAACUGGUUUUAAAGAG
Polypterus senegalus (gray bichir) is the source of this 1510-nucleotide messenger RNA. RefSeq names its product nuclear envelope integral membrane protein 2 (gene nemp2). Bases 50 to 1405 code for a protein of 451 amino acids. The transcript is spliced from 9 exons. NCBI's taxonomy places the organism in Eukaryota, Metazoa, Chordata, Cladistia, Polypteriformes, Polypteridae. The record is from RefSeq and is a predicted model, not a curated record. Gene Ontology annotation, cellular component: nuclear envelope.